Molecule: messenger RNA, 1961 nt
Organism: Tuber aestivum (summer truffle)
Lineage: Eukaryota; Fungi; Ascomycota; Pezizomycetes; Pezizales; Tuberaceae
Source: the annotation of a GenBank genome assembly
GCGCCCGAAUUAUCGGGAGAGGAGAUGCGCAGGCGUAGGGAGAAGAUUCCGAUGGGGUUGAAGGGGAAGCAGAGUGAUGGUGGCGGGAAAAGGGUUGUUAUUAGCCAUGUGCAGAUUUCAUCCGGGGGUGAUGGUGAAGCGGUACCUACAUCGUCGGCCAGGGUGGCAUCGACGGCGGGGUGGCGGGGCGAUCUUGGGAUGGGCAUGGACAUGGGGGUUAACAAAGAGGCCCGGAUGUCGAAUUUCACACCCUCCUCGGAGAACUACAUCCCCGCUCAAGACGGGAGUUGUGUUGUCCGGAUGGCACUUGGGGAGGUUUCUGUCUUCUGUGGUACUCCUCGUUAGUGUAUCGAUCGCGCUAACCAUCGUUAGACACUCGUGAUUCUCGGGGAAUACGAACUCCACGUGCGAAAAGGCGCAAUCACCAUCUCUGGCGCCAGAUUAACCAGUGAAUCCGGGCAUUGUCAGGUGUUUGCACCGAGCACGCACGCCUUACCAGAGAUCGCCUGUGUGAAGGCCAAGGAGAAAGGGGAGGGUUCUGGUGCAGAGAUUUUGCUCACGCAGACAGACUCUGGGGUACGGGAUUUGGGGAGGACGUGUCCGGUGGCUAAUGGGAUUUGGCCGCCGGCCGGGGGGGACGGUGGGAGGUCUUUUCAGCCGGUACAAGCCUUUAUUGAGAUUGGUUUAUUGGGGGAUCACGGCUGAUGUCCAAGAAGUUGUUUACUACGAGCACGCCUUUACCAGUACUCAGCAUUCCAAAGACGUGGGAAGGGAUACUCGGGGGGAUUGAGAAGACCGCUGAUACCGAAAAUACCGCACCCCCGGUCAUCCUCCUUUCUGGGGGAAAGUCGGUUGGAAAGUCCACCCUCUCUCGGAUCCUCACAAACCAACUCCUCACCGCGAAAACCUACCCCAGAAUCUACUACCUAGACGUCGACCCGGGCCAACCCUCCUUCACACUCCCCAGCUUCCUCUCCCUCCACGUGCUUAAGAGGCCCAUCCUCGGACCCCCCUUCACGAGCCCUCUCCUUCCAAAAGACCUCAUAACAGCCCACCACAUCGGCUACAUCUCCCCUCGCGAAGAUCCAUCGGCAUACAUUCGCGCUAUCCUCGCCCUCCUAUCGGACUACCGUUCCGCGGCACUUACCGACCCCGGCCCACUCCUCAUCAACUCGGCCGGAUGGGUAAAAUCCCUAGGCCUAGAACUCCUCCAGGAGAUUAUCCAGGCCUCGUGCACCACCGACAUCAUCUACAUAACUCCAGCACUGGGCCACUCAAUCCCAAUAACGGACGUCCUCCCCCCAACAAACCCCCCGAGAGUGCAUGUGCUCGAGUCCAGCUCCACCAGUGAGAACGUAAGAUUCACAGCAGCAGACCUACGCACACUACAAACCUCCUCCUUCAUGCAUUACUGCCCGGACACCCUGCGCUGGGUCGUCAAACCCCUCGCUGAAAUGCAGCCCUGGCGCCUCCCCUAUGCUGGCGCUCACCCAGCAAUCGAUGGGGUAUCCAUCCUGCACGAAGACCUCUCCCCCGCGGAACUCCUAACUGCCAUCGACGGCACGCUUGUUGCUAUUGUGGAAGUUGACGAUGAAGAAAGCAUAAGCGGGACUGGAAAAAUCAUCCUAACGCCAGAGGGACUUCCGUACCUACCCAACCCGCCCAUGCCAGAACGUUCCCGUGCGGUGGGGAUGGCGCUGAUUAAGGGCGUUGAUGUAGAAAAGAGGGAGGUAUGGGUUGUUGCUACGCUCAGUUCCGACGCCGCCGAGAGGCUGCGGGGAAAGAGGACUGUGCUCGUGCGUGGGAGGUUGGAGUUGUGUGCCGCUGAGAUGGCUGCCGGGGUUGAGGGGGACGGCGCCGGACAGGGGGUGCCGUGGGUUAGUUUUGGUGGGGGUGGCGCUGGCGAUGGGAAGGGCAGGGGUGUGUGGAAGGCUAGGAGGAAUCUGAUGAGGAGAGGGCAG